Messenger RNA from Phoenix dactylifera (date palm), 2893 nucleotides. Its product is annotated as Zincin-like metalloproteases family protein. Gene Ontology annotation, molecular function: metalloendopeptidase activity. The record is from RefSeq and is a predicted model, not a curated record. Lineage: Eukaryota; Viridiplantae; Streptophyta; Magnoliopsida; Arecales; Arecaceae. Gene Ontology annotation, biological process: proteolysis; peptide metabolic process.
AGCGUCCAGUGCGGGCCGGCCAAACUCACUUCGUCGGUUUCGAGCAAGAGUUGUGGCCGCGAUUUUAUUCCGACUCCUCUCGAGAAAAGAGGGGCUGCCGUCGCACUCCCCUCUCGCCUCCGAGGCGGGAAUAGAAGACGACUCCAUGGCGUCUCGUGCCCUAGCGAUUCGCCGCGGAGCCGCUCCCUGCUUCUUCUCCUUCUUCUCCCCUUCUCGCCGUCUAUCUGUCGGCAGUUGCUUCGAGGCCACGGUCGCCACCGGCGAGGGGGCGACCGAGACCGGGCUCUACGGCUUCCCGGUCCUCAAGACGGCCAAGGGCUUCCGGAGGUUCGUCGACGAGGCCAUCGAGAGAUCGGGGGAGAUAGUUUCUUACAUCUCUCAGUUGCCUCCUUCGAUGGAGGUCAUCCGGGCCAUGGAUGAGAUCUCUAACACUGUUUGCUCCGUCAUCGAUUCCGCUGAAUUAUGCAGAAACACGAAUCCUGACAGGGAAUACGUGGAGGAAGCAAACAAGGCAUCGAUGAGGAUUCAUGAAUAUCUUCACUUUUUGAAUACCAAUUAUAGUUUAUAUAAUGCAGUAAUUAAAGCUGAGCUUGGAGGUAACCUCAUUACCGAAGAAGCUCAGAGGGCAGCCCAAACCUUGCGAAUUGAUUUUGAAAAAGGAGGCAUCCAUCUUUGUGCAGAAAAGCUAGAACGAGUUAAUCAGUUAAAUAUUGAGAUUGCUCUGCUCGGUAGACAGUUCAAUGAGAAUAUUAUAACUGAUCCAGGUUUUGUGGAUAUAUUUCCGGCCUCACGCAUACCAAAGCAUAUGCAACCUCAUUUCAAGCCCAUUUAUCAGCCUAUCUCUACUGCAUCAGAGGAAUCUUUGGACAGACGAGAUAAGAAAAAAGAGAAGGGUUUUCGAAUACCAACAGAUUCAAGUACUUUAUCUUCAGUAUUAAAAUGGGUAUCCGAUGCAGAGGUUAGGAAGCAGUCAUACAUAAAAGGGAACUCCACUCCACAAGCAAAUCUUGGUGUUCUAGAUAAACUUAUAAGUGCUCGUCAUGAACUUGCUGAGAUAAUGGGGUGUAAAUCUUAUGCUGAGUUUGCAAUCCGCCCAAACAUGGCAGCAUCACCAGAUGUUGUCAUGUCUUUUCUUCUUGAUUUGAGCAAAACUGUCAGAAAGAAAGCUGAUGAGGAGUUUAAGAGAAUACAGGAUUUCAAGAGGCAAUUUUGUAAUGAAAGAUCUGCAGAUUUAGAGCCAUGGGAUGAGGCUUAUUUUACAGGAAUGAUGAAAUCCUCUACAUACGACUUGGACUCCUCAGUCAUCUUAUCAUACUUUUCCUUGUCUCAAUGCCUUGAGGGCUUGAAGGUGUUGGUUGAGUCAUUGUUUGGUGCCACUUUUCAUAGAAUUCCUUUUGCCCCAGGCGAGUCAUGGCAUUCAGAUGUGAUGAAACUGUCUCUUCAUCAUCCCCAAGAGGGUGAUUUGGGGUUUCUCUAUCUUGAUCUUUACUCCAGGAAGGGUAAAUAUCCAGGUUGUGCUCAUUUUGCCAUUAGAGGAGGGUGCCGAGUAUCUGAGACAGAAUACCAACUUCCCAUUGUUGCUUUAGUCUGCAAUUUCCCAGGUUCUCCUGGAUCAUCAACAUCAAGGCUCAACCACUGGGAUGUGGAAACCCUGUUUCAUGAGUUUGGUCAUGCAGUUCAUUCCCUUCUUUCAAGAACGGAUUAUCAGCACUUCUCAGGUACUAGAGUUGUUCUGGAUCUAGCUGAAACACCGUCAAACCUUUUUGAGUACUACGCUUGGGAUUAUCGUGUUUUGAGGACAUUUGCUAGACAUGAUACGACCGGGGAAGUAAUACCAGAAAAACUGGUAGAGGCAAUGAAUGGUGCUCGAAACAUGUUUCCUGCAAUGGAGUUUCAACGACAGAUAUUCUAUUCAUUGAUGGACUUAACACUUUUUGGUGAGCAACUGGCCACACCAAGAGACACAAUUUCAGUUGUUGCCGAUUUAAAGAAACAACAUACCAGUUGGAACCAUGUGGAGGGCACACAUUGGCAUACUCGGUUUAAUCACCUUAUAAAUUAUGGUGCUGGUUAUUAUAGUUAUCUAUAUGCAAGGUGUUUCGCGGCAACCAUUUGGCAAGAGAUAUGCCGUGAGCAUCCUUUGUCCCAUUGCACAGGAUCCGCCCUUCGGACAAAAUUUCUGCAGCAUGGUGGAGCAAAGGAUCCAUCAGAUUUGUUAAAGGAACUUGUUGGCAAUAGCAUUGUUAGGAAUUGCAGUCAUGGGAUCGUCCCUGAUACUAGCAGCCUUCUUAAAGAAAUUGGCCUUUAGGUUCUGCCCAUUUCAAGCACCAUAUGAAGUUGCAAAUGGAAGCCUCGAUGUUGGCUUUCUGCUCUGUGGUGUUUCGGUGCUUUAGCUUCAGAACUCAGGCAAUGCUUGUGGUGAAGCCACUCCAGUUUCACAAGAUGGAUUUGACUUGGAGAGUUGGAUGGAUGUCAGGUGGUCGUGGAGUCAGAAAGAGCAAGAGAUAUAAUAGAUAAUGUACAAUCUUCACAGCCUCGUGAGUUUACGGGACAAUGAAUUUUUGGGGAAGAUGGCAACUGGGGAGUUCAUUUACUGCCCCUUGUAUUACUGAAAUCAUGGCAAUGCUCCUCAUUAUUCUUUAGUUCCAUGAUCUGUUGCCAGAAUUGAUGUGUUUAGUGCUCCCAUCUACCAAAAGGAGUCCUCUUGUGUUAAUUAUUCUCGCUAUUAAUGCUCUAAGAUUGUAUGUGACACCAAAAGUUCUUGUCUGAGAAUUCAGGCUAAUGAUAAUGAUUCACACCUUGAACCAGGUGGAUCAAAGUUCAUUGGUUCAAAAAACUUGUAAAACAUGAGAAGGUAAAUUUAUUAAGAUUAUUCAGCAAGUUUUGAUUAAAA